Molecule: messenger RNA, 2839 nt
Organism: Clupea harengus (Atlantic herring)
Lineage: Eukaryota; Metazoa; Chordata; Actinopteri; Clupeiformes; Clupeidae
Product: protein regulator of cytokinesis 1-like
Biological process (GO): microtubule cytoskeleton organization; mitotic spindle midzone assembly
Cellular component (GO): mitotic spindle midzone; cytoplasm; spindle
Molecular function (GO): microtubule binding
Source: RefSeq, a predicted model, not a curated record
UUCAGUGCACAUUUUGAAUCUUUAGGAAACAGUGGAGAGCAGUUUCAUUUGGAUCGCGCUCCCUUGUACAGCGAUAUAGCGAUCGACGCAAUUAUAUGUUUAUGUGCUGUUAUUAGUCAGAAAGGAUAAGAGAAGGGCAUUUACUUCUGAAACAUGAGGAAGAGUGAGGUGCAUGCAUCAGAAUCGGUGGCGUGCCUGAAUAAGGCGCUGAACCACUUGAAGGACAUUUGGGAGGAGAUUGGAAUUCCCGAAGACCAGCGACUACAGAGAGUAGAGGCGGUUCAUAUGCAUGUCAAAAAUCUUUUGGAUAUGAUGAUUGCUGAAGAGGAAGGACUGCGGAAGAGGCUGCAGUCCAGCAUUGAGACUUGUCGCCAAGACCUGGAAGUGCUUCGCAAGGAGCUGCACCUGAAUCCCUUUGAGGAGAAGGAGGGCAGUACGAUGUUGCAGCUAGAGAAAGACAUGAGGACGUGUCUGAAGUCAAUGAUUCAACAGAAGAGCCAGAGAAUCAAAGACCUGAAUGAACUAAGAAAACAGGAUAAGGACCUGUGUGACAUCUUGUGCACGGGCCUCUAUGCCAUCGACACGGACGCCAUUCCUUCCUCACAAGAGCUUGAUGGAUACCGUGGUCACCUCGCCACUCUCAGGGCAGAGAGGAGCCGCCGGCAUGCAGAGUUUGUGGGCAUUAAGAGACAGAUCCUCUGUUGCAUGGAGGACUUGGAGCUGGAGCCAGACACCAGCUUUGAGCGGGAUGUUGUGUGUGAGGAUGAGGAUGCCUUCUGUCUCUCCACUGACAACAUCUCUGCCCUCCAGCUGCUGCUCAGUCAGCUGGAGAAGCGUAAGAUCGAGAAUGAAGCCCUUUGCGCUUCUUACCGCACGCGCAUCCAGGAGCUGUGGGACCGACUGCAGGUCCCUGCCGAGGAGAGGGAGAGUUUCAGCGAGCACAUGACCGCAUCCAGGAAGAAGAACAGAGAAGCCUUAUCAACAGAGGUUCAGCGUCUGGAGGAGCUGAAAAUUCAAAACAUGCAGAACGUGGUUGAGUCUCUCCGUGAAGAAAUGGCCCAGUACUGGACUAUGUGCUUCUACAGUCCUGAGCAGAGAGAAGCCUUCACCCCGUACUACAGUGAGGACUUCACCGAGGAGCUUCUGAACAUGCAUGAGGUAGAGAUGGAAAGCUUGAAGAAGUACCACGAGGACCACAAAGAUCUGUUCACUGGGGUUAACCAGUGGCACCAGAACUGGACCUUAUACCUGGAACUGGAGAAAAAGGCAACUGACCCAUCCAGAUUUAACAACAGAGGUGGAAAUCUCCUCAAGGAGGAGAAACAGAGAGCUGAUCUACAGAAGAGUCUGCCUAAGCUGGAGAAAAGCCUUAAAGCCCAGAUUGACCAAUGGGAGCAGGAGCAGGGGCGGGACUUCCAGGUGAACGGGAAGAAGUUCUUGGAGUUUGUGGAGGAGCAGUGGGAACUGUAUCGUGCAGAGAAGGAGAGGGAGAAGCAAGAGCGGCAAAUGAAGAAGAGCAAACAGACUGAGGAGGAUAUGCUGUAUGGGACCUUGAAGACGCCCACCAAAAGAAGACUGGCAGGGACCCCCACGCCAGGAAAAACCCGCAAAAUGAACACUACGUCCAUCAUGUCCACUCCCAAUACCACACUGCGCUCAGCAUAUGGAGGCUUGGUGUGCCAGUCCCCAGUCCUGAGACCACCUCUGUCUACCAGCAAGGUUGGUCUUGCGCUGCGCACCCCGGGGCGCGGUCGAACCCCCCUGGGCCUGGAGAGGAACAAGGAGAACAUGUCUCACCUGGGGGGAUCCCUGCGCACGCUGCCUGUCAGCCCCCAGAGGAACUACAGCAUUAACUCCGUCGCCAGCACAUACUCUGAAUUUGCGCGUGAACUCUCCAGUGCCUCAAAGUCCCAUGUCAAGAAAGGAUCGCUGAACUCCACCAUAACACACUGACGGCUGAAGAGACUCCUCUCCGCUUGCCCUUUUAAAUGACCCACAUGAAGGAAAAUGUAAGCGGUCCAUGAUUCUGCUGAAUGUAAAUGUUUUUUUUAAAAAGCUUUUAAAUUGUUUGUAUAUAACACUAUUAGUUGACUUGCCAUCUUUGUUUCAAGUUCUAAGAUCAAUCUACAUGCCUUUUGAAGGAAAAAUGUAAGCCAUCUAUUCUACAUGAUUCUGCUGCAUGUAAAUGUACUCUUAAAAAGCUUUGAAAUGGUGUGUAUUUGUACAUAUGACACUAUUUGUACAUUCUAUGCUUGCCUUCUUUUGUUUUCUUUAGCAAUUUAGUAUUUAAUCAGUCAACCCCUUGCUGAUCAAUUCUACUCUAUAUUUUUAGCAGUGGUGUACUACUGAGUGUGUGUGUGUGUGUGUGUGUUAGGAUGGGAAUUAUGAGUGUGGCUUUCGGCACAGUAUGCUGUAUAUUUGGAUUUACUGUAUGUGCUCCACCAGAACUGUACUGAUCUUUGAAGAUUAUACUCCUAAGGAUCUUUUUGCUCUCUUUGGGCACAGAAAAUACCCCAAAAAGUUUGUGAAGUAAAUUCAAUACCAAACGCUCCAAACACGAGUGUCUAAUAUAAGUGUAAUGGGUAUCUUGCUAUGGCCAUAGAACUAUGGUUCAGCUCCAUGUAAAUACAGGGAUGAGCAACUUGCAAUAAAAGUUUAGGUGUUCCAGCGUUCAGUCCUACUGCCGUCUUGUCUUUUCUGCAUGUCUGUUAUUGCCUUCAAUCCUGUGACUUUAACGGCCGUGCCAAGAACAAAACAUUGUGCUUCAUCCUACUGUUAGUAGUGGCUGAAAAUACUGGUGUUAGAUAGAUGGUUAAUUAGUUUAGUAAUAAAAAAAACA